AUGGCUGACAAUGCAGACACCGUUCUUCUUCGAGGAGGUACAAUCCUCCAGCACGGGGCGGACGACAAGAUCCAUGUCCUCCAAGACACGGACCUUCUGAUUGAGGGAGAACUCAUCAGCAAAAUCGGGAAAGACUUGGAGGCGAGUCCUAACGCUAAAGUGAUAGACUGUCGCGGCAAAAUCGUCUCGCCGGGCUUCGUCGACACGCAUCACCACGUCUGGCAGACCCAGUUGAAGGGCAGACACACGGACGACACCCUGCUCGACUAUACCGCGAAAGGAAACUGGCAGCCAUUCAACUACACGGCCACUGAUGUCUUCUGGGGCGAGCUAGGAGGCUUACUCGAGGCCAUCGAUGGCGGGACAACGUGUAUCGUCGACCACGCCCAUAUGGCAUACUCAACCAGCCACGGCGUCGCUGGGUUUGCCGCCACUCUUACUGCUGGGAUACGGUCCAUAUUCUGCUUGAGCUUGACACCUCGCCUCGACAGGUGGGAUAAUCAAGUCAUCGCCAACACUCAGCUGCUGCCGGACUGGUUCUUCCCGCUACUGACCGACCUCGAGAAGCAGUGUCGGCCGUCUAGCGGAAAGGUGGCCAUCGGGUUUGGCUUCGAUUCGUAUACUUUGCCGCCCGACGACGUGAUACGCAUUUUUGAGAGCGCGCGAAAAGCUGGAGCCAAGGUGAUCACAUCACAUUGGCGAAGGAACCACAUAGCCGGUAUGGGAUUGUCGGUGCCCAAAGCACUUGAACAAUAUGGCCUUCUCAAGCCUGACAUCAUCCUCUCUCACGCGACCGGGUCAACCGAAGAAGAAUUGCAAAUCUUGCAGAAGUCGGGAGCUUUUGUCUCCACGACGCCUGCUACGGAAUCUCAAAUGGCUCACGGAGAGAUCAUCGGUUUCAGAAGAGACGUACGAGGCUCCAUUGGUGCCGACUGCCAUUCUAACAAUCCUGCAAGCUUGCUUCACGCCAUGCAGAUUGGUCUUGCAGUAGCGCGAUCGCAUCGAAACUCCAGGAUCUUGGCCGACGGCAAAUUCCCCAAACGGAUCGAGCCCACGACAGAACAUGCUUUCAAUUUGGCAACAAUACUGGGAGCGCGAGCGGCAGGUGUUUCCGACAAGACCGGCAGCUUGGUCGAGGGCAAAGCGGCAGAUAUCAUCAUCUUCGAUACCGACACCCCUGCCAUGUGUUGCGCUUAUGACCAUGACCCUGUCGCGGCGGUAGUCCGACACGCUGGAGUGCAAGAGAUCAACACUGUCAUUGUUGCCGGCAAGCUCCUCAAGGAGAAGGGCCGUCUGGUUGAUAUUUCCUUCCGUGGUCCCGAAGUCUGGGAUGGCACUGAGGGUGUCCUUUCGACCUUUGGGCGUGGAAGCAUCCCGUGGGCCGCAGUUGCAGACCAGCUGAGAUACACGAGGCUGCAAAUACAGCGGAGAAUCGACUCUUGCGAUAUGGAUGUGGCAAAGGCAGAGAUACUCAAGCUCUGGGGUUCACAAGCAGGUGCAAACUUACUAGUCUGA
Cladophialophora carrionii CBS 160.54 is the source of this 1515-nucleotide messenger RNA. RefSeq lists its product as uncharacterized. Gene Ontology annotation, molecular function: hydrolase activity, acting on carbon-nitrogen (but not peptide) bonds. The transcript is spliced from 3 exons. NCBI's taxonomy places the organism in Eukaryota, Fungi, Ascomycota, Eurotiomycetes, Chaetothyriales, Herpotrichiellaceae. Bases 1 to 1515 code for a protein of 504 amino acids. The record is from RefSeq and is a predicted model, not a curated record.